Angiostrongylus costaricensis is the source of this 465-nucleotide messenger RNA. NCBI's taxonomy places the organism in Eukaryota, Metazoa, Nematoda, Chromadorea, Rhabditida, Metastrongylidae. The record is from the annotation of a GenBank genome assembly.
AUGCCAACUCUACUAAGAGCAGGGCUGCUUUUAGCACUCGAUUACUUCAAGGUGUCGACCGAAUGCUGCACAUCAGGCGAGCAAUCUGACUUUUGCCUCGUCUACAACAUGCUUGCACCUGUCGAACAAGCUGAAGUAAUGAGUUAUUUAGGUGGAACAUGCAGUGGGGAUGCUGACGAGGCGCUUAGACUCAUGGAGAAGCGAAAACCAAACUUCAUGCGUUUCGGAAGAAGCAAGUUAUUGAGUCUUUCAUUCGGAAAGAAGGGUUCUGAUCCCAACUUCUUGCGAUUCGGGAGAAGUCAUCCAAACUUCCUGAGAUUCGGAAAAGCGGCGGACAAUCCGAACUUCCUUCGUUUUGGCCGAGCUGGUGCCGAUCCUAACUUCCUUCGCUUCGGCAAGCGACCAGCCGAUCCAAAUUUCUUACGUUUUGGUCGAAAGCCAAACUUCCUUCGCUUCGGAAGGUGA